Molecule: messenger RNA, 1653 nt
Organism: Magnusiomyces paraingens
Lineage: Eukaryota; Fungi; Ascomycota; Dipodascomycetes; Dipodascales; Dipodascaceae
Exons: 1
Coding region: 1-1653 (550 amino acids)
Biological process (GO): protein N-linked glycosylation
Cellular component (GO): endoplasmic reticulum membrane
Molecular function (GO): dolichyl pyrophosphate Man9GlcNAc2 alpha-1,3-glucosyltransferase activity
Source: RefSeq, a predicted model, not a curated record
AUGCCAUCUACUAGAAGACAGCCGCAACGGGCGCCGUCAUUUUCUCACAUUUACAAUUCUGAUGUGAUUGAAAGCCCGCUUUCAGAUACCCCUCUUAGUGACUUUCUUUCUCCCUUUCGCCCUGCAUCAACACAAUGGGUCGCCAGAUAUACCUUCAUAUCAUUUGCAUUGAUUCUGCGACUGGCUGUAGGGCUUGGCCCAUAUUCGGGGUACAAGAUUGAGCCGAUGCACGGUGAUUUUGAAGCCCAACGUCACUGGCUUGAGAUCACCAAUCACUUGCCUAUAAAGGACUGGUAUUUUUUUGAUUUACAAUGGUGGGGGCUUGACUAUCCACCUUUAACAGCUUACCACUCGUGGCUCUUGGGGUUUAUUGGCAAGUUGAUUAACCCACGUUGGUUUGAGCUUAACGCGUCGCGAGGUCUGGACGACUACGAUUUGAAGUCAUACAUGCGUGCCACUGCCCUUUUUUCGGAGCUUGCUAUAUAUAUCCCUGCUGUGAUUUCCUAUGUUCGCUGGGUGUCUAAACAGCGUGGUGUUUACCCCAUUGCUCAGUCACUUUCGGCUGCUGCAAUCUUAUUCCAACCAGCCUUAAUUCUUAUUGACCAUGGCCACUUUCAGUACAAUUCGGUAAUGCUUGGACUUGCGCUGCUAGCUAUUGUUAAUUUACAAUACAAAAAGAACUUGACGGCAUGCUUUUUCUUCGUUGCAGCACUCAUGUUCAAACAAAUGGCACUGUACUACGCACCAGUUAUCUUCGCAUACUUGCUCGGUGUUUGUGUUUUCCCCAAAAUUGACAUAUGGAGACUUGUGACAAUCGGUCUUGCUACUGUCUCCUCUUUUGUGGUCUUGUUGGCACCGCUUUUAGUUUUUGGUGGUGUGGCAACAUUGCAGCAGAUGGUUGUGCGAAUUUUCCCCUUUUCGCGUGGCCUUUGGGAAGACAAGGUUGCCAAUGUCUGGUGUACGGCCAAUACAUUUAUCAAGCUCAAAUAUAUGUUUACAAAUGAAGAACUUCAGCGACUGAGUUUGAUUGCUACACUGGCAGCCAUUGCUCCUGCCAUGCUUAUUAUUUUUCUGAGGCCGAAACGACAUCUGCUUCCAUGGGCUUUUGCUUCGUGCUCCUGGGCUUUUUACCUUUUUUCAUUUCAGGUCCACGAAAAGUCUGUUUUGUUACCGCUCAUGCCUACAACCCUGUUGAUUGCGUCGCAACCUGCUAGCUCUCAUCCCCGCGGCCAGUCCAAGAAAUCUUGCAACAGCUUGCCGCUGAUUUUCUGGAUCAACAAUGUAGCCAUGUUUUCUAUGUGGCCUCUGCUCCAGCGUGAAGGCCUGCAACUUCAGUACUUUGUAAUGACACUGUGUUGGAACUGGCUUGUGGGUAAUUUCAACUUUCUGACUCAUGAACACAAGCUACAAACAUACUUGCUGCCAUCUUCGGGAUUUUUCUGGCGCUCUGUGCUCGUGUUGUCUUAUGCCGCCAUGGCUUUCUAUCAUGCCGUAGAACUUUUGCUGCCUGCCCCAGCAAAGUAUCCGGACAUUUACCCCGUGGCCAACAUCACCAUUUCAUGUGGGUGCUUUGGUUUAUUCUGGCUGUACACCUUGUAUAAACUUUAUAGCCUGAGUUCACAGCCUGAGCCUAAGCCCCGCAAGUCUAAAUAA